GCGGCCGCCGUCGGCGCGUCGCAGACGCAGGCCUGCGAUUCGCGGUGCGUGUUGGUGCGUAUCAAGUGCGUGUUGGAUGUGCGUCCGCGCGGAUCCGUUCGGUCGGCCGUUUUGGCGUCGAACGGUUUCACCGUCUUGAAAAAAAAAUACUCCUGGAGUAGAACAGAGUUCCCCGGGGGUGAAAGGGGCAACGAGGAGGGUGAGGAAAGGGGAGGCGCGGCGCAUCCCUCGCGAGAGUGCAAAAAGGGGGAAGAGAGAGAGAGAGAGAAAGAGGACGCGUGACGUGCGAGCCUCACGUCCGCUGCGUGAUCGGCCACAUGACAUGAGAGCCGCGCACACCGACAAUAAUACAACUGCCGGGAGUGCCGGGACGGCGACGGCGACGGCGAGGACGACGGUGACGAGGGAGGGUGCGAGAGCGUGAAACGAUGUACUGCACCGCGACGCUCGGGAGAUGCUUUUGCAGGAGGGACGCGGUGAGGGCCCUCAGCACCGGCGAGGUAUCCACCGCGUUACGGCCGUUUUACUUCACCGUCCACCCCGACCUGUUCGGCCAGUAUCCCACGCAGAGGACGGUGAAUGAAAACUCCCUGAAGCAAUUAAGUUCAAUCCUAGAAACACUGCAACAGAAGCAACCUAUACGGCCGACCAUUUUGCCCUUUUAUCUGCGCUCGAAAGACGAGAAGGACGUGAAGGCCGGCAAAUUCACGCUUGUCAAAAUACAGUUGAAGGAGAAGGAUCUGAGACAAGCGAUACUUUCCAUUUUGAAAACAUGCGAUCUACCCACGACGUUUGUCGACAAAAUCGAGGAGCAGAAGCCGCCUGCAGUCGCGAAGCACAAGUCCAGAUUUUGGCAGCGCGCGUAUUCCGGAGAAAGGAUGGACUUCUCGGAAUUGGAGGACGAUCCUAUUUACGCGUCGAUCAUUAUGAAACGCAAGAUUAACGCAGAGCCAGAUACGCUGAAAGCGUAUCUCGACAAGCACAUCAAUGAGGUACACGUUAAAUUGGAGGCAUGUCGACCAGUGAGAGAGGAGGUGGAGAAGCUGGAGAGAGUACUGUGCAGCGAGCUGGGUCUGAAGGAUAUUAUAUGGGACUGCGGAUGGAAUAUCGCCCAUUACCGCGGCUGUUUGUUGGCCUUUCAAGCAUUAGCCGAGCAUCAUCCGGAGUCGAUGGAGGUGCUGAGGAAUCGCACCCUCGUGUUUGCAAACGACACUGGCAUCAGUUUGGAAGGCAACGUUAUGCUAAAUUCCGGGGAAGUCAGGCACAAUUGGCUCGACCUGAUAAAGAAUGUAAGAAAACACGAUGCUGUAUUGUUGAAAUUGCCGGCGUUUGAGAAGGCAGUGUCCCAAGUGCUCCUCGACAUUAAAGUCGGUCGACGGGUGCUCUAUAUGUGCAGGAAAUUCAUGCCUAAGGUAAUGGUCGGCCAGUAUGAGCAACAGCUGCGACAGCUCACGACUACGCUCUCCGAUUACCGUGGCAAGCGAAAGUAUCCGAGUUCUUGGCCGGCCAGUCUGUCGGCUUACGAAAUUGUCAUCGAAGCCGAAGCAGGUCCCUUAAUGUUGUCGCCGACCGGACAGUUCAUCGUGCCAUCGUCUUGUCCAAGCUUCCUCUUGGUGAAUUUUAUUACGGAGAACCUGGAGGAGGCCACGAAAAGACUAUAUCACUAUAAUAACAUAAAGCACGUGGAGCGAGAGCUUCAUCGUAAGACCAUCAAGGAACUGGGUUUGGCUGCUCUUAACAAGGACGACAGCAUCACGCCGGAUCUGAUGAUACAGUGCUGCGAACGGCUGCUUCUGCACAAGAAGGAUCUAGCGCCGUCGCUCGAGGGCGUCAUGCUCUGGGUUACUCAUUACUACUCCGUCAUGAGCGACGGCGUUCUUUGUGUGCCAUGGGAUUGGAGGUUCUAAUCUUUCGAUACGAAAUGACGAAAUAUUGUUAACGUAUUGAUUGCUGUCAAGCCACUAGCGUGUAAGCGUAACCGCCAAUAAUCACGACAAUGCAAAUAACAUUUUACAAGUCUCGAGAUUUGCAGAAUACGGACGAUAGUAGCGGAGAAUAGAUGAUUAUCGCGUAAGAUAAAACUAUUAGACUACAUUAUAAGUACUCAUACUCUGUUGAAAUAGUGUAUCAUGUGUCGCACAGUUUGAAUAUUAAUUUGCCGAAAAAAAAAUUUGUAUCGCCUGCGUUAAUGUCGUUUCUAACUUUGCGAGAACAGCCAAAGAUAGAUUCCCCUGGAAACGGUUGUUCCAAUAUGUGAUUUUUGUAAAAAAAAAAAAAGGAUAAAGCAAUCGGACAGACAAAUGUGAAUAGGACUAUUGUAGAUUCUUAUUAAAAUGAUUACUAGUCUCGCGUCGCAAGUCUUAAUUAGUUAAUUAAGAGAUUUGGUGCCACGUGCUGUAAACAUUUGUAGACAUAUAUAUAUAUUUUUUUAAUUCGACUCAAUUGUAAAUGGGCAGUCCUACUAUUAUGUCCAAUCGAGGGUGAAAUUAAAUCCUAUUUCGCAAUAAUUGACAUUUAUACACUUCUGAAUAUAUGGGAUAUACAUUUGA
This is a messenger RNA of Wasmannia auropunctata (little fire ant), 2549 nucleotides long. Its product is annotated as T-cell activation inhibitor, mitochondrial. The record is from RefSeq and is a predicted model, not a curated record. The transcript has 8 exons. Gene Ontology annotation, cellular component: mitochondrion. The coding region runs from base 429 to 1907 and encodes 492 amino acids. NCBI's taxonomy places the organism in Eukaryota, Metazoa, Arthropoda, Insecta, Hymenoptera, Formicidae.